AUGGAGAAAGGGGGAAUCUAUGUCCCACUUCUGGCUAAAGGAGGAGGAAACCAAACAUUUAUCACAGAAUUCAUCCUCCUAGGAUUCGGCAAUUCCUUGGAGCUGCAGGUGCUUCUCUUCGUACCAUUUCUAGUGAUCUACCUGGUGACCAUGGCUGGGAACAUCCUCAUCGCUGUGUUAGUGGUGGUUGAUCGGCACCUUCACACCCCCAUGUACUUCUUCCUGGGGAACCUGUCCUGCUUGGAGACCUGCUACAGCUCCGCCCUCCUGCCCCGGCUGCUGGCCAGUCUCCUGACCGGGAACAGGACCAUCUCUGUUCUAGACUGCAUUGCGCAAUAUUAUUUCUUCGGCUGCCUUACCGCGUCAGAAUGCUACCUCCUAGCAGUGAUGUCCUACGACCGGUAUUUAGCGAUCUGCAAGCCCCUUCACUACGCCGCUCUUAUGAGUGGCAGACUCUGCCUCCUGCUAGCAGCGGUGUCCUGGAUGGGUGGCUUUAUGGCCACAACCGUAGUAACCUGUUUAAUAUCCCUGUUGCAUUUCUGUGGCCCCAAUAAAAUCAACCAUUUCCUGUGUGAUUUCACCCCCAUGAUCAAACUCUCCUGCAGUGACACCCGCCUGGUCACACUGGUAACCUUUAUCCUCUCUUCCAUGUUCACCCUGCCCCCAUUUCUCUUAACCUUGGCAUCCUACAUCUGCAUCAUCUCCACCAUCCUGAGGAUCUCGUCUACCAGUGGGCGGCAAAAGGCCUUUUCCACCUGCUCUUCCCACCUCAUCGUGGUGACCAUCUACUAUGGGACCCUGAUCGUCGUCUACGUGCUCCCAGACACCGACUCCUUGAGAGACCUCAACAAAGUGUUCUCCCUCUUCUACACGGUCCUGACACCCCUGGCCAACCCGCUCAUCUACAGCCUGAGGAACAAAGACGUGAAGGAGGCUGUGGGAAGAGUUAUCGAUAAAUGGAAGAGGCUCACAGAAAUCUGGAGUGAUUGA
This is a messenger RNA of Pelodiscus sinensis (Chinese soft-shelled turtle), 990 nucleotides long. RefSeq names its product olfactory receptor 11L1-like. Gene Ontology annotation, molecular function: olfactory receptor activity; G protein-coupled receptor activity. Gene Ontology annotation, cellular component: membrane. NCBI's taxonomy places the organism in Eukaryota, Metazoa, Chordata, Testudines, Trionychidae. The record is from RefSeq and is a predicted model, not a curated record. Gene Ontology annotation, biological process: G protein-coupled receptor signaling pathway.